GACCCAUUCGGUGAUGAGGAAGGCGCCGCAGUAAAGUACAGAACGUUGAGAUGGUGGUACCAGCACGUUCCAGUCAUGAUCGCGGAGACUAUCUCAUUGGGUAUACUUUCGCUGCCCUCAGUACUUGCGAGGAUCGGAAUGGCUCCUGCAAUCAUUUUGAUUGUGGGGUUGGGAGCUUUGGCGACAUAUACUGGAUAUGUUCUAGGCCAAUUCAAAGCAGCGUAUCCCCAUGUUCAUAACAUGGCCGAUGCGGGCGAAGUGCUUCUUGGGCCGUUUGGUCGCGAGUUUGGCGGGGCCGCGCAAACGAUCUUCCUCAUAUUCGUCAUGGGCAGCCACAUACUCACGUUCACAAUAGCUAUGAACACGAUUACUGGACAUGCUACGUGCUCAAUCGUCUGGGGAGUUAUCGGGUUUAUUGUGCUCUGGAUAUGUACCUUGCCGAGAACGCUCAAGAAGGUGUCAUAUCUCAGUAUUGGCUCGUUCAUAUCCAUAUGCGGCUCUGUUAUCGUUACAAUGAUAGCAGUAGGUGUCCAACCGUCACCUAAACUGCAUCUUGAUGCAACGCGCACUAUAGGAUUCUCGGCGGCGUUCCUCUCGGUGACAAACAUCGUGUUUGCCUACGCUGGCCAUGUCGCUUUCUUUUCGUUUAUCAGCGAGUUUCGCGACCCACGGGAGUUCCCUAAAGCGCUAUUCCUGUUGCAAGCCACCGACGUAUCCAUGUACAUCGUGGUUGCCACAGUCAUCUAUCGCUUCACUGGACAAGAUGUCACGAGCCCUGCACUCGGGAGUGCAAGUAACGUCGUAAUGAAGGUCGCAUAUGGAAUCGCGCUGCCAACGAUCCUGCUGGCGGGCGUUAUUUAUGGUCACGUAGCAUCCAAAUACGUCUAUGUGCGCAUAUUUCGAGGCACGAAGCAUAUGAGCCGACGCACAAUGCUUUCGAUUGGGUCCUGGGCGGCGAUCACGUUGACCUUCUGGCUCAUUGCAUGGAUCAUCGCUGAAUCCAUACCCAACUUCAACAACCUGCUCUCACUCAUAUCUGCCUUAUUCGCAUCGUGGUUUUCAUACGGCAUGAGCGGCGUGUUCUGGCUGUUCCUCAACUGGGGCUGCUAUGCGAGAAACUGGAAGAAGAUGGCCUUGACAGCCCUGAAUCUCUUCGUUGUUGCAUUCGGCGCAGCCGUUUGCGGCAUUGGCCUAUACGCAAGUGGCAAGGCCAUUCAUGAAGGAGGAGGGAGUGGUUCCUGGUCUUGUGAGGACAAUAGCGUGAGCUAGUGGCAGCACACGUGGAAUAAAACUGAAUGAAGGACGCGCGCUGACUGCAUGUUGCAUGAGGU
Molecule: messenger RNA, 1331 nt
Organism: Paraphaeosphaeria sporulosa
Lineage: Eukaryota; Fungi; Ascomycota; Dothideomycetes; Pleosporales; Didymosphaeriaceae
Product: amino acid transporter
Exons: 7
Coding region: 76-1269 (397 amino acids)
Biological process (GO): amino acid transmembrane transport
Cellular component (GO): vacuolar membrane
Molecular function (GO): amino acid transmembrane transporter activity
Source: RefSeq, a predicted model, not a curated record